Messenger RNA from Mycena citricolor, 1275 nucleotides. The record is from the annotation of a GenBank genome assembly. Lineage: Eukaryota; Fungi; Basidiomycota; Agaricomycetes; Agaricales; Mycenaceae.
UUUACAUUCGGUCCCUCACACAACUUUCACAGCCCAAUUCUGCGGCGCCCGUGACUACCAUGGGCCAUGAGCAUCUCUUAUCCCAGAGUAUGGCGUAAUUGAAAGAUCAUCUUUGUCAUCUAGUGGUAUAUCAUCGCACCGAUGGCUCGACCUCUGCUCUCUCAGAAUCUCCAAUGCCAAUCCCAUCUACUGCGCGACAAUAUAUAUUCCCCAAGCUUGGCUCCCUCGAUAAUCUGGUGCUACUCCCUGAUGCACCGGUGCCCAAGCCCAAGCCGACCGAGGUCCUGCUCAAGGCACACGCCGUCUCGCUGCAGUAUCGCGACCUGAUCGUGGCGAAUGGCACCUAUCCUAGCCGCUUGCCUGACAAUCUGAUCCCGUGCUCUGACGUCGCCGGUGAAAUUGUUGCGGUGGGCGAUGCCGUCAAGGAUUGGAAAGUCGGGGAUCGCGUGUGCCCGAACUUCAUGCUGGGGAAACUCUUCGGGGAUGAAACGACCGAAGCCAUAUCUGCGACGGCGCUCGGUGGAGCCGUCGAUGGGACCCUGGUCGAAUAUCGCGCGUAUCCUUCCCAAGCGCUUGUGAAGAUUCCGGAUCACCUGAGCUACGAGGAAGCGUCGACCCUGCCCUGUGCGGGGCUCACGGCGUACAACGCGCUCCUUGACGGGUACGAGCCUUUGAAAGGUGGAGACACGGUCCUCGUUCUGGGAACGGGUGGUGUGUCGAUCUUCGCUCUCCAAUUCGCAAUCGCAUCUGGCGCCACGGUGAUCUGUACGUCCUCUUCAGACGAAAAGCUCAAGAUCGCCAGCAAGCUCGGCGCGCAGCACGUUAUCAACUACAACACGACGCCGGACUGGGACGAAGAGAUCAAACGACUCACCAGCGGGCGUGGUGUCGAUCACAUCAUCGAGGUCGGAGGCAACGGCACACUCAUGAAAUCCAUCAAUGCUUUGCGUAUCGGUGGGGCUAUCAGCAUCAUCGGCUUCGUUGGCGGCCACAACAUCGCGGCGCCCGAUAUCAUUGGCAUUUGCAUCCGCAAGUCGCUAAAGAUCCGCGGCAUUCAGGUUGGAUCAGUACAACAAUUCAAUAACAUGAACAAGCUCAUCGCAGCGAAUCCAGCGGUCACUCGUCCCGUCGUAGACAAAGUGUUCCCGUUCAACGAAGCCAAGGCGGCCUAUCAGUAUCUUGCUUCUCAGGCUCACGUUGGGAAGGUUGUCAUCAGAGUGGAUUGAAACCGCUGCAAGUAUCACAGUAAAUUCGCAGAAACAAAUGUGAUCCAAG